Micropterus salmoides (largemouth bass) is the source of this 3100-nucleotide messenger RNA. RefSeq names its product V-set and immunoglobulin domain containing 10 like (gene vsig10l). Gene Ontology annotation, molecular function: protein binding. The record is from RefSeq and is a predicted model, not a curated record. Lineage: Eukaryota; Metazoa; Chordata; Actinopteri; Centrarchiformes; Centrarchidae.
AUGACGUGGCUGGAUGCAUGUGCAUACUGUAAACUGGAGGUUUCCCCUGCUGGUCCUGCUCCGGUGAAUGCUAUAUCUGGCAGCAAUGUGACUCUGGCUGUGUCCUUCAGUGGUGCCCAUGACCCAGUGGUUACCUGGUUUAUGAAAGAUUUACCUGUCCUUACAUGGACUAUUAACUCGCCCUCUCCUCCAGACAUAGCCAAAAACUACAGCAAGGUGCUCAGGAUUGCCCCACAUGGAUCCCUUACCUUUGUAAAUGUUUCGCUUGGCUAUACCAGUAACUACACCAUUGAAAUUACAAAGUCUGGACUGGGAAAAGCCUCGACCACUUUCACACUGAAAGUAUUUGAAAACAUCCAGAAUGUGAUUUUGAGUGCACAGACUGAUUUUGCUCAAGAGGGAACUGACCGGUUAACCCUGCAAUAUAGCAUGCUGCAAGGAGUGGUCGAGGAACAGAUGUGGUUCUUCAAUGGCAUAGAGAUAAAUACUAACUCGCAUUACUUGUUGGAGCAACAGAGCCUGGUGAUUCUCAAGCCAAACCGAAGCGACACAGGACAGUACACGGUGUUACUAAAGAACCCCUUCAACAGUGUGACAACUGACAUUAAUGUAACUGUGCUGUAUGGACCAGAUGAGCCGAUACUCGAGGCCUAUCCAGCUCAGCCUUUCUAUAUAUCAGGAGACUAUCUGAGUCUCUCCUGCCAGGCCGAGGGAUUCCCACAGCCGACUGUUGAGUGGGUCUUUGGUGGUCAGACCCUUUCUGGUUCCCACAGAGGAGUCCUAAAUCUCACAUAUGUACAGACCACUCAAGGAGGUGUUUAUACAUGCACACUGCUCAAUGAGCAGACCAAACAGCAACGACGAAAGAACAUGACUUUAAAUGUUUAUGAGAGGCCGUUGGACAAUCCAAUGUGCUCUGUGCAUUCGGUGAAUAAUGUCGAUCUGCAGUACGAGUGUUGGUGGUUGGGGGGAACCCCACAGGCCAAACUUUCUUUCCCAGCACUAAGCAACACCAGCAGUGGAGCGGAGACCUUCAGCCUGACCUUCACCGCCUCAGAUAACCUCAAUGGGAAAACGGUCACUUGCGUGGCAGACCACCCAAUUGAACAGAACAUGUGCAAUAUCACUGCAAGGAGUCCAAUGGAUGUCCUGCCAGCUGUGAGUACAACAGUUGACUCUGAAGGCAAAAUAGUGGUCACUAUCUACUGUGUCAGUGACGCCUCGCCUGUGGCUGUGGUGUCAUGGUCCAAAGACAGCGAGGCUGUCACCAGCGGGACAACAUACCACAUCAGCAGUGACACCACACAGUUCAAGAUUCGUGAUUACAAUAUCAGCAACUUUCUCCUCCAUAACUACACUUGCACUUGCCACAACCCACUGGGCAGCCAUGGAAGGGAAAUUCAGCUAAGAGGACCGUCCAUCUCAAAUUCCAGUUUGUUCCCUAAUCAAAAUGGAACCAUCGCCACAUUGAUGUGGGAGGUCCCGCCUACCUCUGUUGUUACAGGGUUUGACAUCCAAAUGAAAGGACCAGAUCUCCUGAGCAAAGAUGGAUAUGGCACCCAAACUAGAGUCAGCUCUAACAAAUUCCACACCAUCCAGCAGAGACCUGGCUCAGACAGGAGCACAGACAUCUUUGAUCUUGAUCCCAUGUCGACGUAUAUGUUUCGAAUCAUCCCCAAAGCUAGAAUGACUGAAGGAGAGCCAUCUGAGGUCCAAAUAAUUGGUCCAGUGAGCCUAGAUGAAGGGCUGCGUGGCCCUGCCAUUGCAGCUGGAAUCCCCUCCAGCCUUCUCUUGCUGCUCCUGCUGGGCGGCUUCAUCUUCCUCUGUGUCUACUGCAACAAGAACAAAAGGAGACCGCAGACAAGAUAUCCAGUGUGCAGAGCAGUUGAGAAGGCAGUCACAACCCAAAUAGAUACAACUCCUCGUAACCUGCUGUCAGGAGGGCUGGUGUCUGCACCUGAUUACAACAUGUUACAGCAGACUCCCUCUGAGAGAUCAGUGACACUCCCCACCUUUGUCCCCCCACCACCUGUCAGAGUUGCUACAACUGUUUAAAGCAUUUCUUUUUGGAGUUUAAUGUAUAUAUUUAAAUGUAUGCAAUUUUUAUUUAUUUUAUCAUUAUUUAAUCUGUGUGAUACAUUUAUUUCAGUGGAGAUAGAUAUUUUUUUUUUUUUAAAUCACUUCUGUAUAACCUGCAACUGUAACAAUUAAUUAGGCAAACUCGGGCCUCAUGAUCCUGAGUGGAUGAAACAACAAUCUGACAACAAGUUGAAAAAGAACCAGGGUAGAUAUACUGCAGAGUUGAUUAGGGAAUGAAUUGCAGGUGUGUGUGAUGAAUCAGGAGCCAGUAUCAAGAGUAGUACGGGGAAAACGACACUAUGGGGAAAACACAAAACAAUGCUACUUAAAAACUCUGAUUUAUUAUAAAUAAAUACUGUUACACAAUAACAAAGUAUAAGCCAUGCCUGGAAAUGUAUUUAGCUAUAUGGACAUAUACUUUACAAGUUCAGAAUAUUUCUCACACAGCUGUAACCAUGCUGUUCUCAUGUCGUUUGCUCAGUAUAUUAUUAGAAAAUAAUGUGCACUUACACAUAAAAACUUAUUUUUGUUCUUCUUGGUAAUGUAUUUUUAGCUUUAGUUUAUAGUAUUUUAGGGCUGCAAUUAAUCUUUUUUUGAUCAAUUGGAAAAUAAAUGUGGAAUCAAUUACUCUGUAAAAUGUAAAAGACAAAUUAACAGUUCAUGUUACAUAGUCUAAUAACACUCAUGUUAUAAAAUUGAUAAAAACAAGGAAUUCGUUGUACUUGUCAACCAUGUCCCUAGUAUUUAUACUUGAUCAGUGACUAAAAUAGUUUCAUUAUUAUUAUUAUUAUUAUUAUAACAAGAAGAAGAAGAAGAAAAAGAAAUUGUUGUCUGCCAAUUGAAUAAUUGUUUCAUCACAGAGGUGUCCAUAUUUGUUGUAUGUUGCAUGUUUUUAAAUUGUAGUUUUACCAUCUUUCAUUUGACACAAUCUGUUAAAUCCCAACAUACCUACAGGAAUACCUACACCUACAUGCGCUUUUGAAGCAGGUAUGUUCCAAUAAAGAAAUUCAUUAAUACAUGC